AUGCCGUUCCUCGGUGCUGAGUCAUAUCGAAUAAAUAAAAAGAAGAGAGCAUGUGAAUUGCUCGAGGGGAGGAGUCUUAAUCUGCCUGUUUUUUGGAAUGGACAAGGUCCGAACGGUCCUCUCUGCUCAGCCCCGGCCUCUUUUAAACCGCCCGCCUUUUGCGUUGAGCGCGUCCACAACACGACAAAGGGGCGUUCACCGCGCUCACUCAUCCUUCCAUCGCCUCUGCCCUUUACCCCCCGCACUGCCAGCCGUCGCCAACGCCCUCCCGUCCAGCCAGCACCCUACCGCCGCCAUUCGCCUCAUCUGAUUCCCGGCCUGGAUGUGACUUUCAGCUGCUGCCAAGCAGAAGCUGUGAUCUAG
Messenger RNA from Bursaphelenchus xylophilus (pine wood nematode), 363 nucleotides. NCBI's taxonomy places the organism in Eukaryota, Metazoa, Nematoda, Chromadorea, Rhabditida, Aphelenchoididae. The record is from the annotation of a GenBank genome assembly.